Lasiodiplodia theobromae is the source of this 1164-nucleotide messenger RNA. Its product is annotated as Nitrilase cyanide hydratase conserved site. The transcript is spliced from 2 exons. Lineage: Eukaryota; Fungi; Ascomycota; Dothideomycetes; Botryosphaeriales; Botryosphaeriaceae. The record is from RefSeq and is a predicted model, not a curated record. Bases 1 to 1164 code for a protein of 387 amino acids. Gene Ontology annotation, molecular function: catalytic activity.
AUGGCUUCAUCUUCAACUGCCGUCGUCCCCAAAAUGAAGCUGAAAGCCGCCGCCGUGCACGCGGCCCCGGUAUUCAUGGACAAGAAAGCCACCACAGCCAAAGUCGUGCGGAUCAUCGAAGAGGCGGGCAAGCAGGGCAUCAAGCUUCUCGGCUUCCCCGAGACGUUCAUACCCGGCUACCCGUAUUUCUGCGAGGCCUACCCGCCGAUACAGCAGGUGGGCGCGCUGGCCAAGUACGCCGACGAAAGCGUGGUCUGCGACGCGAGCGACGCGAGCAUGCGGAGCGUGCAGGCGGCGUGCCGCGCGGCAGGCGUGACCGUCAGCCUGGGCGUGUCGGAACGCAUGCCCGGAGGCGGCUACACGCUGUUCAACUCGCAGGUCGUCGUCGAUUCGGACGGCGCAAUCUUGGGCGUGCACCGCAAACUGCAGCCCACGUACGCCGAGCGCUUCGUCUGGGCUCAGGGCGGCGGCUGGAGUUUGCGGGUCGUCAGGCCCAAGCUGAAUGGUGGUGGCGGCGGCAGUGAUGAUGGUGAUGGUGGUGGUGGCGGCGCCGCCGCCUACAACCUCGGCGGCCUCUGCUGCUGGGAGAACACGCUCAACGGCGCGCGCCAGGCACUCAUCGACCAGAACCAGCACGUCCACGUGGGCGCGUGGCCCGCGCUGUCGACGAUGCGUGGCUUUGAGCCCGUGGCUGACGCGCAGAUCGAGGCGUUGAUGAAGACGCACGCGCUGACCGCUCAAGCCUUCGUGCUUACCGCUUCUAACUACGUCGACCAGCAGUGUCUGGACUGGAUGGAGGCAAAUCUGGGGCAACAAGACUUCGUGAAGGCCGGUGGAGGCUGGUCGGCCGUCAUCCAUCCCUUUUGCUCUUUCUUGGCCGGUCCGCACACCGGUUCUGAGGAGAAGCUUGUCACGGCUGAGUUAGACUUCAAGGAUCUGGGUCCUGUGAAGGUGUGGAUUGAUGGGAACGGCCACUACAAGCGUCCUGAAAUUCUUGAUUUCAAGUUCAACACGAAGCCGUUGUGGCCUGAUGAGGGCGUCGCCCCAAAGUUUCCGGAGCCCACGCAGAGAGAAGCUUCGAACGUACCAAAGAACGAGCAGGACCGAGCCAUGCCCGAAGGGUUCGAGGCAGCAUGGAGCAGGACUCGUGGAUUUGACCGGUGA